This is a messenger RNA of Nematocida minor, 336 nucleotides long. RefSeq lists its product as uncharacterized. Gene Ontology annotation, molecular function: peptidyl-tRNA hydrolase activity. The coding region runs from base 1 to 336 and encodes 111 amino acids. The record is from RefSeq and is a predicted model, not a curated record. Lineage: Eukaryota; Fungi; Microsporidia. The transcript has a single exon.
AUGAAAAUACAGUAUGUUAUUGUAAGAAAUGACACCGGAUUUUCAAAGGGCUCCACAGCAGCGCAGGCUGUUCAUGCAGCGGUGCUGUGCUAUCACGAACACUUUGAUGAAGACUUUAGUCUCUAUGUGCUCCUGGGCUCUAAGAUGACAACUGUCGUUCUGCAGUGCACAAAAGAAGAGCUAGCCAGAAUAUCCUCCAUACUUGACGAGAAAAAAAUAAAGCACAGCAAGUGGCUGGAGAUGCCUGAGAACGAAGUGACUUCUCUGGCCAUCUACCCGUAUGAGAAGGAGUUAGUGCAGAGCAUACGAGAGAUUCGAUCUUUGCGGCUAUAUUGA